CUUCAGACCAUUAAGAUCAACUUAAUUUUCAUUCAUAAACAUGGACUCUUUUGAGCCUCGUCGUCGGCGGCGGGCACGGAGGGUGCCCAGAGAUAAAUUUGCUGCAUUAAAAGCUUUUUUCGACUCGAGUAAUAUGUUUCACUACGAAGGGCUGCUUGGAAAUGGAGGCCAAGGUUCCAUUUACAAAAUCAAAUAUGUGGAAUUAAAUAAACCCAAUCCUCUGUCUCGAAGAUUAGUGGCUAAAGUAGCGGAUCCAUCUAGAGGAUCAGAUGUUGAAGGAGUGGCAAGAGAGAAAAUGAUUUUAGAGACGUUACGUUAUUGUCAACAUAUUGUGAGCAUGAUAGAUAGUCCAGAUGAUCCAUUAGCUUCUGCUCAACGUCUCGGCUGGGCAUGGAUUUUUCUAGAGGAAAUGGAAAAUGGUACUCUAAAUGCCUUUUUGAAAAGGGCUAGAGUGGCGGGGUUUGUGAGUCUACCAAAUCGUAUGCUUUGGCGAAUAUUUCUCUGUAUGAUUCGGGCUUGUAUUGAUAUGGCAUGGCCUCCAAGUUCGUCAGAUAGUGAUGAGAAAACUAUUCAAUUUCUUGAUAAACCAACAGGGUUGGUACACAAUGAUAUACAUGGUGGCAACUUCAUGUUCGGAUCACUCGCGGAUGACCCCGAGCACGCUAUUUCACCAAUAUUAAAACUUUUAGAUUUUGGCCUUGCCCAAAGAAUUAAUUCGAGUGACUUUGCUUCAGUUGCGACUGGAGAGCAACAGAAUAUAGAAGAUAUAGGAAUAAUGAUGGCUACCAUUCUAACCCUCCAAACCGACUGGAAGUAUACAGGAGAAGAUGUACAAGUAGAUCUAAGCAGGCUUGGUUAUUCUUCUGCCGUACUAUCGCCGGCCUCUGGUAUACUGGGCGGUCCCGAACAUGAUGAGCCAGAUCCGCUUCCAUACAUUGAUCGAGACAUGCGUCUUAUUAUCGCGGCAUGUAUGGCGAGCAAUCCACAAGACCGCCCCAUGAUGGUUGACCUUGAGCGAUGGGUUUAUAGCGAGGUUAGUAACACGCAACCCGCAUAUUAUGGUAUCAAUCGCGGUGGUGCAGAAUGGGAGAGCAACGAGACGAUCUGUAAUAUCGUACAGCAAUGCAUAUUUGAUGCUCUUGAAGAUGUAACUUGAAAGGUUUUAUUAGGCUGGAUAAGCUUUCUUAUCAUUUAUAUUUUUAAUAUAUAUAGAGUACUGAAUAUGC
Daldinia decipiens is the source of this 1226-nucleotide messenger RNA. RefSeq names its product kinase-like domain-containing protein. Gene Ontology annotation, molecular function: ATP binding; protein serine/threonine kinase activity. Lineage: Eukaryota; Fungi; Ascomycota; Sordariomycetes; Xylariales; Hypoxylaceae. Bases 41 to 1156 code for a protein of 371 amino acids. The transcript is spliced from 6 exons. Gene Ontology annotation, cellular component: cytoplasm. The record is from RefSeq and is a predicted model, not a curated record. Gene Ontology annotation, biological process: protein phosphorylation.